AUGCAGCCACCCGCUGAUUACACUCAAUCCCAACCCACAACCCCACCACCACCACCAAACCCCUCCAGAACCACAAUCUACGUCUGCGUCCCCCUCGACAACAGAACCAUCGACGCCUUCAAAGCUUCCCCCAACAAGGACCUAGCAAUCCUCAUAAGAGCAACCCACGAACUCCUCGUCCCAAACAACAGAGACCUGGAAAUGGUCAUCGGGGACGGACCCCUGGUGAAGGAUAAUUUCGUGCCUGUUGCAGUUAAUCUCAAACCUAAGGAUGGGACUGAUCCUGCCGGUGAGUUUGAUCUGUAUGAUGAAGAUGAGAGGGAGUGGUUGAUUAAGCAGGCGGAAAUUAACGUUGCCGGGUGGAUGUUUCGGUAUAGGGAGUUUGGGAGGAUUUCGUUUGGGAUGAAGAUCUUUUUGCAGGAGAUUGGGUUUAUUUGA
This is a messenger RNA of Penicillium cataractarum, 438 nucleotides long. RefSeq lists its product as uncharacterized. The coding region runs from base 1 to 438 and encodes 145 amino acids. Lineage: Eukaryota; Fungi; Ascomycota; Eurotiomycetes; Eurotiales; Aspergillaceae. The record is from RefSeq and is a predicted model, not a curated record. The transcript has a single exon.